This is a messenger RNA of Choloepus didactylus (southern two-toed sloth), 6949 nucleotides long. It is a transcript of the gene COL11A1, whose product is annotated as collagen type XI alpha 1 chain. The coding region runs from base 130 to 5550 and encodes 1806 amino acids. Gene Ontology annotation, molecular function: extracellular matrix structural constituent. The record is from RefSeq and is a predicted model, not a curated record. The transcript has 67 exons. NCBI's taxonomy places the organism in Eukaryota, Metazoa, Chordata, Mammalia, Pilosa, Megalonychidae.
GUUUUUGCCCCUCUCCCUCCCCAAUGGCUGUGUAGCAAACAUCCCUGGCGUAACUGUGGAAAGGACGAAGUUGGUCUGCAAUCACAAUUUCGUGGGUUGAGUGCACAGUUGUGAGCGCCGGGCUUGGAGAUGGAGCGGUGGUCCUCUAGGUGGAAAACGAAACGGUGGCUCUGGGAUUUCACCAUAACAACGCUCGCAUUGACUUUCCUCUUCCAGGCUAGAGAGGUCAGAGGAGGUGCUCCAGUUGAUGUAUUAAAAGCACUAGAUUUUCACAGUUCUCCAGAGGGAAUAUCAAAAGCAACGGGAUUUUGCACAAACAGAAAGAAUUCAAAAGGUUCAGAUAUUGCUUACAGAGUUUCAAAGCAAGCACAACUCAGUGCCCCAACCAACCAGUUAUUUCCAGGUGGAACUUUUCCAGGAGAUUUUUCAAUAUUAUUUACAGUAAAACCCAAGAAAGGAAUCCAGUCUUUCCUUUUAUCUAUUUAUAAUGAGCAUGGUAUUCAGCAAAUUGGUGUUGAAGUUGGGAGAUCACCUGUUUUCCUGUAUGAAGAUCACACUGGAAAGCCUGCCCCAGAAGACUAUCCCCUGUUCAGAACCGUUAACAUUGCUGACGGGAAGUGGCAUCGGGUAGCAAUCAGCGUGGAGAAGAAAACUGUGACAAUGAUUGUUGAUUGUAAGAAGAAAACCACAAAAACACUUGAUAGAAGUGAGAGAGCAAUUGUUGAUACCAAUGGAAUCACGGUUUUUGGAACAAGGAUUUUGGAUGAAGAAGUUUUUGAGGGGGACAUUCAGCAGUUGUUGAUCGUCGGUGACCCCAAAGCAGCCUAUGACUACUGUGAGCAUUACAGUACAGACUGUGAUUCCUCGGUGCCCAAGGCUGCUCAGGCCCAGGAACCUCAGGUGGAUGAGUAUGCACCUGAGGAUAUAAUCGAAUAUGACUAUGAGUAUGGGGAAGCAGAAUAUAAAGAGGCUGAAAGUGUAACAGAGAUACCCACUGUAACUGAGGAGACAAUAGCACAAACAGAGGCAAAUGUCAUUGAUUAUUUUCAAGAAUACAACUAUGGAACAAUAGAAAGUUACCAGACAGAAGCUCCUAGACAUGUAUCUGGAACAAAUGAGCCAAAUCCAGUUGAAGAAGUAUUUUCUGAAGAAUAUCUAACUGGAGAGGAUUAUGAUUCCCAGAGGAAAAAUUCUGAGGAUACUCAAUAUGAAAACAAAGGCAUAGACGGCAGGGACUCUGAUCUUCUGGUAGAUGGAGAUUUAGGCGAAUAUGAUUUUUAUGACUAUAAAGAAUAUGAAGAUAAACCAACAAGCUCCACUAAUGAAGAGUUUGGUCCAGGUGUACCAGCAGAAACUGAUAUCACAGAAACAAGCAUAAAUGGCCAUGGUGCAUAUGGAGAAAAAGGACAGAAAGGAGAACCAGCAGUGGUUGAACCUGGCAUGCUUGUUGAAGGGCCACCAGGGCCAGCAGGACCUGCGGGUCUUAUGGGUCCUCCAGGUCUACAAGGCCCCACUGGACCCCCUGGUGACCCUGGCGAAAGGGGCCCACCAGGACGUCCUGGUUUGCCAGGGGCUGAUGGUCUACCUGGUCCUCCUGGUACCAUGUUAAUGUUACCGUUUCGUUAUGGUGGGGAUGCUUCCAAAGGGCCAACUAUCUCUGCUCAGGAAGCACAGGCCCAGGCAAUUCUUCAACAGGCUCGGAUUGCUCUCAGAGGCCCACCUGGCCCAAUGGGUCUAACUGGAAGACCUGGCCCUGUGGGGGGACCUGGUUCAUCUGGGGCCAAAGGUGAGGGUGGUGAUCCAGGUCCUCAGGGCCCUCGAGGCGUCCAAGGCCCCCCUGGUCCAACGGGAAAACCUGGAAAAAGGGGUCGUCCUGGUGCUGAUGGUGGAAGAGGAAUGCCAGGAGAACCUGGGGCAAAGGGAGAUCGAGGCUUUGACGGACUUCCAGGUUUGCCAGGUGACAAAGGUCACAGAGGUGAACGAGGACCCCAGGGUCCUCCCGGCUCUCCUGGAGAAGAUGGAAUGAGGGGAGAAGAUGGAGAAAUAGGACCAAGGGGUCUUCCAGGUGAAGCUGGUCCACGAGGUUUGCUGGGACCAAGGGGAUCUCCAGGACCUACAGGACAGCCUGGUAUCGCGGGAGUAGAUGGCCCCCAAGGUCCAAAGGGGAACAUGGGUCCUCAAGGGGAGCCUGGACCUCCAGGUCAGCAAGGAAAUCCAGGACCUCAAGGUCUUCCUGGUCCACAAGGUCCAAUUGGUCCUCCUGGUGAAAAAGGACCACAAGGAAAACUGGGGCUAGCUGGACUUCCUGGUGCUGAUGGGCCUCCUGGUCACCCUGGAAAAGAAGGCCAGUCUGGAGAAAAAGGUGCUCUGGGUCCUCCAGGUCCACAGGGUCCUAUUGGCUACCCUGGACCCCGAGGAGUAAAGGGAGCUGAUGGUGUCAGAGGUCUCAAGGGCUCUAAAGGUGAAAAGGGUGAAGAUGGUUUUCCAGGAUUCAAAGGUGACAUGGGUCUUAAAGGUGACAGAGGAGAAGUUGGUCAAAUAGGUCCAAGAGGAGAGGAUGGUCCUGAGGGACCCAAAGGUCGAGCAGGUCCUACUGGAGACCCUGGCCCUUCCGGUCAAGCUGGAGAGAAGGGGAAACUUGGUGUUCCAGGAUUACCAGGAUAUCCAGGAAGACAAGGUCCAAAGGGUUCCACAGGAUUUCCUGGGUUUCCUGGUGCCAAUGGAGAGAAAGGUGCAAGGGGUGUAGCUGGCAAACCAGGCCCUCGGGGUCAGCGUGGCCCAACAGGUCCCCGAGGUUCGAGAGGUGCAAGAGGUCCCACUGGAAAACCUGGUGCAAAGGGCACUUCAGGAGGUGAUGGCCCCCCAGGCCCUCCAGGUGAAAGAGGACCUCAAGGACCUCAGGGUCCAGUUGGAUUUCCCGGACCAAAAGGUCCUCCUGGACCACCUGGGAAGGAUGGACUGCCAGGACACCCUGGACAACGUGGGGAGACUGGAUUUCAAGGCAAGACCGGCCCUCCGGGACCAGGGGGUGUUGUUGGACCACAGGGUCCAACUGGUGAGACUGGUCCAAUAGGUGAACGUGGGCAUCCAGGACCUCCUGGGCCCCCUGGUGAGCAAGGCCUUCCUGGUGCUGCAGGAAAAGAAGGUGCAAAGGGUGACCCUGGUCCUCAAGGUAUCUCAGGGAAAGAUGGACCAGCAGGACUACGUGGUUUCCCAGGUGAAAGAGGUCUUCCUGGAUCUCAGGGUGCAUCUGGACUGAAAGGAGGAGAAGGUCCCCAGGGCCCACCAGGUCCAGUUGGUUCACCAGGAGAACGCGGAUCAGCAGGUACAGCUGGCCCCAUUGGUUUGCCUGGGCGUCCAGGACCCCAGGGUCCUCCUGGUCCAGCUGGAGAGAAAGGUGCUCCUGGAGAAAAAGGUCCCCAGGGCCCAGCUGGGAGAGAUGGAGUGCAGGGUCCCGUGGGUCUCCCCGGUCCUGCUGGACCUGCUGGCUCUCCUGGAGAAGACGGGGACAAGGGUGAAAUUGGUGAACCAGGACAAAAAGGCAGCAAGGGUGACAAAGGAGAAAAUGGACCUCCUGGUCCCCCAGGUCUUCAAGGACCAGUUGGUGCCCCUGGAAUUGCUGGAGGUGAUGGAGAGCCAGGUCCCAGAGGACAGCAGGGGAUGUUUGGACAGAAAGGUGAUGAGGGUGCAAGAGGUUUCCCUGGACCUCCUGGUCCCAUAGGUCUUCAGGGUCUGCCAGGCCCACCUGGUGAAAAAGGUGAAAAUGGAGAUGUUGGUCCCAUGGGUCCACCUGGUCCUCCAGGCCCAAGAGGCCCUCAAGGUCCCAAUGGAGCUGAUGGACCACAAGGACCUUCAGGGUCCAUUGGUUCAGUUGGAGGUGUUGGUGAAAAAGGUGAACCUGGAGAAGCAGGGAACCCAGGGCCUCCUGGGGAAGCAGGCCCAGGUGGUCCCAAAGGAGAAAGAGGAGAGAAAGGAGAAGCAGGCCCACCGGGUGCUGCUGGACCUCCGGGUGUGAAGGGGCCACCAGGUGACGAUGGCCCUAAGGGUAACCCGGGUCCUGUUGGUUUUCCCGGAGAUCCUGGUCCUCCUGGAGAACCAGGCCCUGGAGGUCAAGAUGGUGUCGGUGGUGACAAGGGUGAAGACGGAGAUCCUGGUCAACCGGGCCCUCCUGGUCCAUCUGGUGAGGCUGGCCCACCAGGUCCUCCUGGAAAAAGAGGCCCUCCUGGAGCUGCAGGUGCAGAAGGAAGACAAGGUGAAAAAGGUGCUAAGGGAGAAGCAGGUGCAGAAGGUCCUCCUGGAAAGACUGGCCCAGUUGGUCCUCAGGGACCUGCUGGAAAGCCUGGCCCAGAAGGUCUUCGGGGAAUUCCUGGUCCUGUGGGAGAACAAGGUCUCCCUGGAGCUGCAGGCCAGGAUGGACCACCUGGUCCGAUGGGACCUCCUGGCUUACCUGGUCUCAAAGGUGACCCUGGUUCCAAGGGUGAGAAGGGUCAUCCUGGUUUAAUUGGCCUCAUUGGCCCUCCAGGAGAACAAGGUGAAAAGGGUGACCAAGGACUCCCGGGAACUCAGGGAUCUCCUGGAGCCAAGGGGGAUGGGGGAAUUCCAGGUCCUGCAGGCCCCUUAGGCCCACCUGGUCCUCCAGGCUUACCAGGUCCUCAAGGUCCAAAGGGUAACAAAGGUUCCACUGGGCCUGCUGGCCAGAAGGGUGACGGUGGUCUUCCAGGGCCUCCUGGGCCUCCGGGCCCUCCUGGUGAAGUCAUUCAGCCAUUACCAAUCUUGUCACUCAAAAAAACAAGAAGACAUGCUGAAAGCAUGCAAGCAGAUGCAGGUGAUAAUAUUCUUGAUUAUUCGGAUGGAAUGGAGGAAAUAUUUGGUUCCCUCAAUUCUCUGAAACAAGACAUCGAGCAUAUGAAAUUCCCAAUGGGUACUCAGACCAAUCCAGCCCGAACUUGCAAAGAUCUGCAACUCAGCCAUCCUGACUUCCCGGAUGGUGAAUAUUGGAUUGAUCCUAACCAAGGUUGCUCAGGAGAUUCCUUUAAAGUAUACUGUAAUUUUACAUCUGGUGGUGAGACUUGCAUUUAUCCAGACAAAAAAUCUGAAGGAGUAAGAAUUUCAUCAUGGCCAAAGGAGAAACCAGGAAGCUGGUUUAGCGAAUUUAAGAGAGGAAAAUUGCUUUCAUAUUUAGAUGUUGAAGGCAAUUCUAUUAAUAUGGUGCAAAUGACAUUCCUGAAACUGCUGACUGCCUCUGCUCGGCAAAAUUUCACCUACCACUGUCAUCAGUCAGCAGCCUGGUAUGAUGUGUCAUCUGGAAGUUAUGACAAAGCACUUCGGUUCCUGGGAUCAAAUGAUGAGGAGAUGUCUUAUGACAACAACCCUUACAUCAAAGCACUAUAUGAUGGCUGUGCGUCCAGAAAAGGCUAUGAAAAGACUGUGAUUGAAAUCAAUACACCAAAAAUUGAUCAAGUACCUAUCGUUGAUGUAAUGAUCAAUGACUUUGGUGAUCAGAAUCAGAAGUUUGGAUUUGAAGUUGGUCCUGUUUGUUUUCUUGGCUAAGAUUUGAACAAAGAACAUAUAAAACCAACAGAAAAUUUACCUUGGUGCCACCAACCCAUUUUAUGCCACAUGCAAGUUUUGAAUAAGGAUGUUAUAGAAAACAACUUGAUACGUAUAUUUGUACUACUUAGGAAAUAUUGAUGCCCUUGCUGGGGCAAAAUUACAUGACAAAAGCUAUGAAAAUCAUAAAGAUUAUAAGAUAGUGUGGCUGAAAUAGAAAACAGGGCUGAUUAAUGAUUCCCCAAUUCUCAUCUCUCCUUUUUCUAUUUGAAUUUCUUUGGUGCUGUAGAAAAAAAGACAAGAGAAAAAUAUAUAUUCAUAAAAGAUAUGGUGCUCAUUCCCAUCCAUCAAGGAUGUGCUAAAAUAUUGUGUUUAAUAAACUGUAAUUACUUUAUGUACAGUUAUAUACUGUUAUCUAUAUGUCCAUUUCCAAAACUUGCACGUGUCUCUGAAUUCCAUCUGACUCUCAUUUUAUGAAAAUUACAAAACUAUCAUGGCAAUAAAUAUAUGUAUUAUGAAAAAAUAAAGUUGUAAUUUCUGAUGACUCUAAUUCCCUUUCUUUGAUUAAUAAAAAAAUGCCUUUGUAUAUAUUGAUGUUGAAGAGUUCAGUUAUUUGUAUUCGCCAACAAAAAUCUCAGAGGACAAAAACCUGGAAGACUUUCAGAAGCACACUCAGAUUAACUCUUCUCUGCUGACAGUAACUUUUACUGAAUUUCAGCUAAAAAUAUUUUGCAUUAUAAUGUUUUAUUCAAUGCUAUACCUCAAAUAUUUUCUUCUCAGAGUCCAGGAUUUCACAGGAUAAUUGUAUAUAUGGAAAAUAAGCAAGUUUAUAUUUUUGGACAGGAAAAUGUGUACAAGAAUCUAUUUUAACAAAUCAGUGCUUCCAUCAAGCAAACAAUCAGAUGUAAAAUUUUUUUCUCUGCCUUGUCUUAUCUCCAUGUUUUCAGUGUGCUUCAUAAUGGAAAUUAAUAUUAAAAAUGGAAACUAAGUAAUUAUUUAUGAAUUUGUGCAAUGGCAGAUUUAUCAACUUGACUUUGAUAAUAAGUUGCAUAUAAUAAUAAUAGUUUCAAAUAUUAUCUUACUUACCCAACAAAUAUUAUUUCUUUUCUUCCAAGAUAAUUUCAUAUACCUUUUAACCUACCUAAUUGCUAAAUACAUGUGGGUGGACUGUUGCUAACAGUGCUUGUUUUAAAAGGCAUACUUACUGAAGACAAUCAAAACAUUUUUUUCAACUGAGUUCUUUUCUUUCAGGUAGCUUGAAAUAGAAGUAAAAUUUUAAAAUUACAAACUGAACAUUGUAUCUAUUUUUAAGUAAUAUAUGUAAGACUGGAAAAUAAAUGUUUUAUAAUUUCUUAUAUAAAGUGUUAAAUUAAUUGAUAACAGAUUCCACUGGAACAUU